Trichoplax adhaerens is the source of this 552-nucleotide messenger RNA. RefSeq lists its product as hypothetical. The coding region runs from base 1 to 306 and encodes 101 amino acids. The record is from RefSeq and is a predicted model, not a curated record. The transcript has 3 exons. Lineage: Eukaryota; Metazoa; Placozoa; Uniplacotomia; Trichoplacea; Trichoplacidae.
AUGGCGGAUUCAACUGAAACACUUCGACGAGAUAAUACAAUGGUUGCAACAGCAAAGGAAGGUAAAGAAUUUCUUGAGCGAGAGAAUUAUACUGAGACCGAGCCUAAUAAUGACGAAGCGGCAAAUGAUGAUGAGAAGGAAGAAGAAAAUGGUCAUUCCUUGAAAAGAAAAACGACAAUGGAAGCAACAAUUGCCGAUGCGGAAUCGUUCAUGAAGCGCGCGAAGGGCAGUGAAACUGAUACAAUAAAGGAAGAGGAAGAAGUAAAGGCUGAUAAUGGAAAUGAUAAUGGAGACGAUCAAAGUUAAAAAAGACCACUCUGAGCUAAUUAACAUGGCGUUAUAAGUUGUAGUAGUAGACCUUUAGCAACGAUUGCAUUUGUUUUACCUUAUAGCGUUCGAGCUUCGCCAGUAUUGGUUAAUAACUUGUCUUUAGUAACUUGUAUAAACAUUCAACCAUAAAUAUUAUUAACAUGUAAAACGGUAAACUGUAUCAAAGCGCAGUAUCUACAUUGUUUCUAGGUUUAGAGCGCAUAUUAAUAAAUUGUUUUCGAU